AUGGGGGAUUAUACCUACAAGAAGAAGGAUUCGGGUAUUUACGACACACUAAACAUGUUGGUGUAUGACUACCUAUUGAAGAUGAAGUACGAAGGCUCAGCAAAGUUAUUUAUUAACGAGGCAGGGAUUGGGGAUUUUAAGCCUGGAGAUGGAAUGCCAGUUCUUGCUCAAUGGUAUGCAGCAUUUCAUGACAUUUCAGCAGUUAGGUCCGGGUUAUCAUCGAAUCUUCAGGAUCUCAGUAGGAUAGAGGGAAUAAUGAUGAAGUUGGAAAAUGAAAAGAGACGAUAUCAGCAUAUAGGAAGAAUGGAUCCCACGGCCAUGGGAUAUGGAGGGGGGAUGGAUCCAUAUAAACAAUACCCAAUGUAUUAUCAACACCAGCAAUUUGACCAAAGAAAAAUGUAUGAAAUGUAUGGGCAGGCGUCACCAACAGCCGAUGGAGGCCCACGGUUCUAUGACCCGAGAAAGGGAGGGGCAUCUGGACCUGGAUAUAGAGCCUCCCAAGGAUAUUCAAGAUAUCCUAGGUUUGAAGAACAGAAUGUUCCCUCUGGUAAAGUACCGCCCAGGAAUUUCCGAGACGAGGGAAGAAAUGGCAAUGCAGUAAGUCCGUCCUUGGCUCCCAGUCAAGGAGAUUCCAGCCCUCUGUUUGAAUCUGGUGUUGGAGUAGGAGACAAGGUGUUUGGGUUGAAGGAGGCAAUGUCAUUUGUACCCAAUGAACAUGUGACGGUGUGCUCUGCAGUGGCAAAAGACCACAAGCUUCUAUUUGUUGCAUCUUCUAAUAAGACAAUCACUGCUGUUAAUCUAUUGUCUGGAAAAAAAGAACUGGGUGUGGAAACCGACGGAAAGCAGGUUGUAGAGAUGAAGAUAAAGGAACAUUCUAAUGACAUAUUAAUUGUGUGUGGAACUGGAGGAAAUGAGCUUUUACUGGUAAGAUGUAUCGUGAAGGAGGGAAUGAGCUUGGAGGUGUCAGGGACUUUAAGGGGACAUGCAGCGCCAAUAGUUAGCUAUGAAGUUCUCGAUUCGAUCCACUCUUUAGACAGUGGAGGCAUGAUGAGAAAAUGGAAUCUUGAAGGGAUGUUUGAGAGGGAAGAGGUCCUUAGUGGGGAGAUCCUUCAUAUAUGCUGCAUAUCUGAAGAUAACUUUAUGUUUGCCGAUAGACAAAGGGUUUAUGUAUAUGAUUUUGAACUCAAUAUAGAAAUGAUGGAAAUACUUAAGGGCCAAGCCUUGGGAAUCAAGCGUGUUAAGGAAGGUUUUAUCGUGGUUUUUAGAAAUCAAGUGAUCUGGCUGGAUAAGAGAAUCCAAAAGGUCAAAGUCCUGAAUGUAAACGAGAAUAUCAGGACAGCCACUCUGAUCGACGAAAACCUUCUUGCAGCCUCGUCCCACAGCGUCUGGUUCGAUAGCGGAAAAUCAUUAACGAAAAUGAAGCUUCACGAGUCAAACAUAAUCGGCUUGGAUAGUGUAAAUAUAUUUAGAAAGUCAAGUAUUGUUAGUUGCAGUGCUAGUGGAGAGUGCAAGGUAUGGAUAAGACAUAUUGGAGAUUGA
Messenger RNA from Encephalitozoon intestinalis ATCC 50506, 1539 nucleotides. RefSeq lists its product as uncharacterized. The coding region runs from base 1 to 1539 and encodes 512 amino acids. The record is from RefSeq and is a predicted model, not a curated record. Gene Ontology annotation, molecular function: protein binding. The transcript has a single exon. NCBI's taxonomy places the organism in Eukaryota, Fungi, Microsporidia, Unikaryonidae.